This is a messenger RNA of Cavia porcellus (domestic guinea pig), 2324 nucleotides long. RefSeq names its product CCM2 like scaffold protein (gene Ccm2l). The coding region runs from base 45 to 1733 and encodes 562 amino acids. Lineage: Eukaryota; Metazoa; Chordata; Mammalia; Rodentia; Caviidae. The record is from RefSeq and is a predicted model, not a curated record. The transcript has 10 exons. Gene Ontology annotation, biological process: heart morphogenesis.
GUGACGGGUAGAGAGGGUGGCAGGAGUAGAGGGGACGCUCCACCAUGGACUAUGAAGUAAAGAAAGGGAAGAAGGGCUUUGUGUCCCCCAUCCGAAGACUGGUGUUCCCCAAGGCCGCACGCCGGGCAGCCUUUCGAAAUAGUGUGAGCCGACGGCCUCUGCACUCAAUGCCCCUUUAUCCCCCAGACUAUCUCAUCGACCCCCAAAUUCUGCUAUGUGACUACCUGGAGAAAGAGGUCAAGUUCCUAGGCCACCUCACCUGGGUGACUUCCUCUCUGAACCCCUCCAGCCGUGAUGAGCUCCUGCAGCUGCUGGACAAGGCCAGGCAGCUGAAGGAGCUGCCGCUGAAGACCACGGCGGAGCAGGACAGCAUCCUGAGCCUGUCGGCCCGCUGCCUGCUGCUCACCUGGCGCGACAACGAGGAGCUCAUCCUGCGCAUCCCCACACACGAGAUCGCCGCCGCCUCCUACCUGCAGGACGACGCGCUGCACCUGCUGGUGCUUAAGACCGGUCUGGGCGUGGACCCGGUGCCGGCCGGCGUGGAUGCCAGCCCUGGCGGCGCGAGGUGCGACCCGGGCCCCCCGGGCGCGGCGCCCGAGAAGCGGCGGGUGGGCACCGCGGAGCGGCGCCACACCAUCUGCAGCCUGGACUGGCGGAUGGCGUGGGGCGGGGGCGCGGGCGCCGAGGCGCGGGCCGGGGGCGGCGGCGGCAGCCUGGAGCGCCAGCGCGCGGGGGCGCGGGCGUCGGGCAGCUGGGAGCGGCGGCAGACGUUCAGCGGCAGCUGGGAGCGGCGGCACGCGGGCGGCGGCGGUGGCGCGGGCAAGCCGGGCGGCAGCUGGGAGCGAAGGCAGGCGGCCGGCGGCGGCGGCAGCUGGGAGCGGCGCCACCCGGGUCCCAACCCGCUGGACCCUCAGGACCCCAGCCCCGACGCCUACUGCAACCUGGUCAUCCUGGCUGUGCCCAACAGGGAUGCUGCUGAGGAGUCUUGCGCACUCAUCUGUCAGGUUUUCCAGAUCAUCUAUGGGGACCAGAGCAUCGAGUGUGUGGACCGGGCUGGCUACCACUACAUGUCCACCCCCGAACGGCCCUGGCUCUGCAGCCACAGUGACAGCUGCCAUACCGAUGGGACUUACGCCUACGACGCUGACUUCAGCUGCUGCAGCUCCUUCAAUGGCUCCCAGGACACAUUUGAAGCGUGCUACAGUGGCACAUCCACUCCUUCUUUCCAUGGCUCGCACUGCAGUGGCAGUGACCACAGCGGCCUGAGUCUUGAGCAGCUGCAGGAUUACAUGGUCACGCUGCGGAGUAAGCUGGGGUCCUCUGAGAUCCAGCAGUUUGCACUGCUUCUGCGGGAGUACCGCCUGGGGCUGCCCAUCCAGGACUUCUGCGCUGGCCUGCUGAAGCUCUACGGGGACCGCCGCAAGUUCCUGCUCCUCGGCAUGCGGCCCUUCAUCCCGGACCAGGACAUCUGCUACUUCGAGGGCUUCCUGGAGGGCAUGGGCAUCCGCGAGGGCGGCAUCCUUACCGACAGCUUCGGCCGCAUCAAGCGCAGCAUGAGCUCCACGUCGGCCUCAGCGGUGCGCAGCUACGAUGGCGCCGCCCAGCGGCCGGAGGAGCAGGCCUUCCACCGCCUGCUGGCGGACAUCACGCACGACAUCGAGGCGCUGGCCCCCGACGACGACGACGACGAGUCCCGGGGCGGGGGCGAGGUGGCUGAAGACAACUACCUGUAGCCUCUGCUCCUGGCAGGCCGCCCCUGAGCUUCCUCACUCUUGCUGUGAGUCCCCAGCCCUUGGCACCCUUGUUCCCUUGCCCACCCCUGCGCGAGGACCGUCCCGGGCCCUCGCGGCGCGGGUCCCUGCAGUACCAACAGUGUCCUGCAGGGGGAGGGCGAGGGCGGGCCCCAACGUCCCCCGUAGUCACGCGGGCGCAGCCGGCGCCUGGCUGGCCUCAGAACACCCCUUCCUCCUCGGGCCCCCCAGCUUUUCCGAGGCUGAGGGAUGAGGAAGGGCCCCACCUGCCGGCAGACUGGAAAAUAGAAUUCGCGCGCGCGAACACACACACACACACACACACACACACACACACACACACACACACACCCAAACCUCUUGUAGUUUACAGAUUUGGAAACUGGGUUCAAAAAAGAGCAAGAGGUUUGCGGGAACCUCCUGACUGUCCUUAAAUGUUGCCUUGCAUUUCUUCAUCUCUCCAAUCAUUAUAGCCCCAUGUUCACAGGGUGGUGAUGAGGAAUUAACAAAGGACAAGUCCCUAGUGCUCGGGCCUGGAGCAUAGCAGGUGCUCAAUAAAAGCUGCUUCCUUCC